Messenger RNA from Triticum aestivum (bread wheat), 3299 nucleotides. RefSeq names its product pentatricopeptide repeat-containing protein At3g63370, chloroplastic. Gene Ontology annotation, biological process: RNA modification. Bases 40 to 2910 code for a protein of 956 amino acids. Gene Ontology annotation, molecular function: zinc ion binding; protein binding; RNA binding. Lineage: Eukaryota; Viridiplantae; Streptophyta; Magnoliopsida; Poales; Poaceae. The transcript has a single exon. The record is from RefSeq and is a predicted model, not a curated record.
AAAUUGUAAUCCACACCACUCUUUCGUGAUGACACUGACAUGAGCGUUCGGCUCGGAAGAGCCUCCAAGCCCACGGCUGCCAUGGCCACCACCGUGCUCUCCCUCCCACCAAGCCAAAUCCCCUACAAAAAGUUCUCACCCACUCUACCCGCCACCUCGUCUCCAGACCACACCUCCUUGAAGCAGCUAUGCAAGGAAGGCAACCUGCGGCAAGCCCUUCGACUGCUCACCGCCGGAGCGCCGGGCCGCCCCCCUUCCCAGUACCACUACGGCUUGGUCCUUGACCUCGUCGCGGCCAAGAAGGCGGCCGCGCAGGGCGCCCAGGUCCAUGCGCAUGCCGUGGCCACCGGUUCUUUGGAUGGCGACGACGGGUUCCUCGCGACCAAGCUGCUCUUCAUGUAUGGCAAGUGCGGGCGCGUCGAGGACGCACGCCGCCUGUUCGACGGAAUGUCUGCCCGGACAGUCUUCUCCUGGAACGCCCUUAUCGGGGCGUACCUGUCGUCGGGGAGCGCUAGUGAAGCCUUGGGUGUGUACAGGGGGAUGCGGUGGUCUGCGGCAACGGGGGUGGCGCCUGAUGGGUGCACGCUCGCUUCGGUGCUCAAGGCGUGUGGGAUGGAGGGGCAUGGUCGUUGCGGGCGGGAGGUGCACGGGCUGGCGGUUAAGCACAGGCUUGAUAGCAGCACCCUUGUGGCCAAUGCGCUCAUUGCGAUGUAUGCCAAGUGUGGCAUUCUAGAUUCUGCGUUGCAGGUGUUUGAGCGUCUGCAAGGCGGGAGGGAUGCCGCGUCGUGGAAUUCGGUGAUAUCAGGUUGUCUGCAGAACGGGAUGUUCUUGAAAGCUUUGGACUUGUUUCGAGGGAUGCAGAGGGCUAGUUUAAGUAUGAAUUCUUACACAACCGUUGGGGUGCUACAGAUCUGUACAGAGUUAGCCCAGCUGAAUCUUGGCAGGGAGGUACAUGCUGCAAUUUUGAAGUGUGGCAGUGAGGUUAAUAUCCAGCACAAUGCUUUGCUUGUUAUGUACACAAAAUGUGGCCAUGUGUACAGCGCUCUUAGAGUAUUCCGUGAGAUUAAUGAGAAAGACUACAUUUCAUGGAACUCGAUGCUGUCCUGUUAUGUCCAAAACAGUUUGUAUGCCGAGGCCAUCAAAUUUAUUGCUGAAAUGUUUCAAGGUGGUUUUCAGCCUGACAAUGCUUGUAUUGUGAGCUUGUGUUCUGCAGUGGGCCACUUAGGCUGGUUAAUCAAUGGCAGAGAGGUUCAUGCAUAUGCUAUAAAGAAGUUGCUGGAUACAGAUACGCAGGUUGGAAAUACAUUGAUGGACAUGUACAUGAAGUGUCAGUACACAGAGUACUCUACCCAUGUAUUUGAAAGGAUGAGGAUUAAAGACCACAUAUCAUGGACUACAAUUAUUACUUGUUAUGCUCGGAGUUCCCAGCAUUUUGAGGCACUGGAAAAGUUUAGAGAAGCGCGGAAAGAGGGCAUUAAGGUAGAUCCCAUGAUGAUCGGAAGUAUUAUAGAAGCAUGCAGUGGUUUGAAAACAAGUUUGCUGGCAAAGCAACUGCAUUCGUAUGCUAUUAGAAAUGGUUUGCUUGAUUUGGUACUGAAGAACAGAAUCCUAGAUAUAUAUGGGCAGUGUGGAGAGGUUUACCAUUCACUUAGAAUGUUUGAAACAGUAGAGGAAAAAGACAUUGUCACAUGGACUAGUAUGAUAAACUGUUACGCAAACAGCGGGCUGUUAAAUGAAGCUGUUGCCUUGUUUGCAGAGAUGCAAAAUACAGAUAUUCAACCUGAUUCUGUAGCACUAGUAAGUAUUCUCGGGGCUGUAGCUGAUUUGUCAUCCUUGGCAAAAGGGAAGGAAGUUCAUGGCUUUCUCAUCAGAAGGAAUUUUCUUAUGGAAGGUGCCACGGUUAGUUCCCUGGUAGACAUGUAUUCUGGUUGCGGAAGCAUGAGCAAUGCUCUCAAAGUAUUUAAUGGAGCGAAAUGUAAAGACGUAGUUCUCUGGACAGCGAUGAUUAAUGCAGCUGGGAUGCAUGGUUAUGGCAAGCAAGCUAUAGAUCUUUUCAAGAGAAUGGUAGAAACUGGUGUUGCUCCUGAUCAUGUUUCAUUUCUCGCUCUUCUAUAUGCCUGUAGUCAUUCAAAGCUUGUCGAUGAGGGAAAAUGUUAUCUAGAUAUGAUGGAGACCAUGUACAGGUUAGAACCAUGGCAGGAACACUAUGCUUGUGUGGUUGAUCUUCUUGGCCGCUCAGGCAAGACCGAGGAUGCGUACGAGUUCAUCAAGUCUAUGCCUUUGGAACCAAAAUCGGUGGUGUGGUGCGCACUCCUUGGGGCAUGCCGUAUACACAAGACCCACGAGCUCGCUAUGGUUGCAGCCGAUAAGCUUCUUGAGUUGGAACCAGAUAACCCAGGUAAUUAUGUCCUUGUAUCAAACAUUUUCGCUGAGAUGGGCAAGUGGAGCAAUGCCAAGGAGGUCAAAGCCAAGAUUUCAGAACGUGGGUUGAGGAAAGACCCGGCCUGCAGCUGGAUUGAGAUUGGAAACAACGUCCACACCUUCACCGCAAGGGAUCAUACGCACAGAGACGCAGAGAGAAUCCACCUCAAACUCGCCGAAAUAACAGAAAAACUGAGAAAAGAAGGUGGGUACAUUGAGGAUACAAGGUUUGUUCUGCAUGACGUUAGUGAAGAAGAGAAGGUGGAUGUUCUGCACAGGCACAGCGAGAGGCUCGCGAUCGCAUUCGGUUUGAUCAGCACACACCCAGGUACGCCUCUAAGGAUAACCAAGAACCUCAGAGUUUGUGGCGACUGCCAUGAGUUCACCAAGCUAGCGUCGAAGCUGUUCGAGAGGGAAAUCGUGGUCCGUGACGCCAACAGAUUCCACCAUUUCAGAGCUGGAUCUUGUUCCUGUGGCGACUUCUGGUGAAUGGUUCUCCCUUCAUGAAACUUAGUAGAUGGAUUGUUUGCUCUUGUUCAUAAACACAUGAGAUUUCUAAGACCAGUGUAUCAAGGAGAAGGGCUAGGUAGGGUUCAGAGGUUGGCUGAUAGUGAAUGAAAACACUACUUAAAUUACGAAAUAUACAACCAUGACAUCUUAUCAUUGUUUGUAUAGUCAAACAACGAUGGAGAGGCAACAGUAUUAACAUAGCUUGUAAUGAUUUUCUCCCUUUUCUCUGGAUUGAGUAAGUGAGUUGUCAGCAUCCGAAGACUGACCAAUUUCUGGUAGGCGAUGGUAUUCUUGACUACAGUUCACCUGGGAGUCCAGGAAAUGAUGAUUAUUUAUCUAGUGAUGACGUACUGUCACUAAUUUGUGUA